AGGAGACGGAGACGGACAGAAACAAAGAGACUUAUCCUGAUUUAGUCAGAAAAUGAAAACCGGCUGAGAUGUGAAGGGGGUCUGGUUUCUGGUGGAUCCGGAUUCUUCUUCUGUUUGCAGCAUCAGCGGCUCGUCAUGUCAGAGGAGGCUGCAGGAGCAGAGCGAGGCCCAGAGGAGGAGCAGGAGGAAAAGGAAGACGAGGAGGAGCAGAAGGAGGGAAGAGAAGGUGAAGAGGGAGGACGAGGACCGAUGGAUAUGCACAGAGGACCCGUCUACUGCAUCUGCAGGAAGCCAGACAUCAACUGCUUCAUGAUAGGGUGCGACAGCUGCACUGAGUGGUUUCAUGGCGACUGUGUUGGAGUUUCAGAAAAAGCAGCAAAAGCGAUCAGAGUCUGGUACUGUCCGUCCUGCAGAGACAAAGACUCGUCUCUGGAGAUUAAAUUCCGUCCGAAGAAGCUGAAGGAGGAGAAAGAGUCGGAGCCGGAGAGAGAGGACCGACCUGAUGGAGAGGGAGGCUGCCAGCCCAGGACGGACAGGAGGCGGGGCUCACAGAUCAAGCGUUCGGCUCGGAUGUGUGGCGAGUGCGACGCCUGUCUGCGGACCGAGGACUGCGCUCAGUGCGACUUCUGCAAAGACAUGAAAAAGUUCGGAGGACCGAACAAAAUCCGCCAAAAGUGUCGGCUGAGGCAGUGUGAGGUCCGAGCCCGGAAGAUGCUUCGUGUCAAAGACGAGGAGAUGAGUCGGAGCGGCACCAGGGGGCGGGGCCUGGCGAGGAAGGGGGCGGGGCAGCAGACGGAGGAGGAAGACGAGGACGAGGACGAGGAGGACGCCUUCAGCGAGAGCGAGCUGGAGCUGUACGAGCAGUACAAGGCCGCCGGAUACAGAGACCUGGUGUGGCAUAGCGAGGAGGAGGACGCUCACUCCGACUCUCUGAGGAAGAAGGCGGUGAAGGUGAAACACGUGAAGAGACGAGAGAAGAAGACGGAGAAGAAGAAGUCGUCCAUCUCCGUCUCCGUCUCCGUCCCCAGAGAGGAGGUGAAGCCGCGGCGCCAUAAGGCGAAGCAGCGCCACAGGGAGCGGGUACGUCACAGCGAGCGGGGGGGAGUGGGCGGGGCUAAGGAGGUGGGCGGGGCUAUGCGGCAGUGUCUGGGACCAGGAUGUAUCCAACCAGCGAGGAGCGGCUCCAAGUACUGCAGCGAAGACUGUGGAAUGAAGCUCGCCGCCAAUCGUAUCUAUGAGAUCCUGCCUCAGCGGAUCCAGCAGUGGCAGCAGAGUCCGUGCGUUGCCGAGGAGAUGGGGCGGAGACAGCUUGAGCGAAUCAGGAAGGAGCAGCAGGCGGCGAGGCUCCGCCUCCAGCUAAUGGAAAAACGCUUUCAUGAGCUUGAAGGAAUCAUCAACAAUGCCAAGCAGCAGCAGGUCCAGCACAGCGAGGAGGUGGCUGAAGGUGAUGGUGAUGAUACAGACCUGCAGAUCUUCUGUGUGUCCUGCAGUCAUCCAGUGAACCCGAAGGUGGCGCUGCGUCACAUGGAGCGCUGCUACGCCAAGUACGAGAGUCAGACAUCGUUUGGUUCCAUGUACCCAACACGAAUAGAGGGGGCCACCCGGCUCUUCUGUGACGUGUAUAACCCUCAGAGUAAGACGUACUGUAAACGUCUGCAGGUUCUGUGUCCUGAACACUCCAGAGACCCAAAGGUCCCAGCAGACGAAGUGUGUGGCUGUCCUCUGGUGAAGGACGUCUUUGAGCCGACUGGAGAGUUUUGUCGUCUUUCUAAGAGGAAAUGUAACAAACAUUACUGCUGGGAGAAACUCCGCCGUGCAGAGGUCGACCUGGAGAGAGUCCGCGUGUGGUACAAGCUGGAUGAGCUGUUUGAGCAGGAGAGGAAUCUGAGGACGGCGAUGACGAACCGAGCCGGUUUAUUGGCUCUGAUGCUGCACCAGACCAUCCAACACGACCCAAUCACUACAGACCUCCGCUCUGCCAAGGACAGGUAGACAGGUAGAGAGACAGAGAGACAAGCAGACAAACAGACAGGUAGACAGACAGGCAGGCAGGGAGACUGUUAGAGAGACAGGUAGACAGGCAGAGAGACAGACAGGCAGACAGACAGGUAGAAAGAUAGAGAGACAGAUAGAGAGACAGACAGACAGACAGAGAGACGGACAGACAGGUAUUCAACGUGUUUUUGUAUUUUAAACUUCGUCACUUUUCAUAGAAAUAAACAAACAAACGUUUCAUAAGAAAACUCAGAAAGUUUAAUUAUAAUUCUGAAUAAAUAAUCUGAUGCUGAUGAAGGUUAGAUGUAGAAGUGAUGUUAAGUGUUUACAUGCUGGUUAAUAAUGUGAAUAUUAUUAUUAUUAUAUAAUAAUAAUAAUAAUAAAGCUCAGUCAGGAUCUUUUCUCAGUAUUAAAUCUGCAGCGAUCUUUAAUGUUUUAUACGGUUUUAUUCUGAAGGACUACACUACCCAGAAUCCCUCGGUGCUGAGGUCAUCACUACACACGUGUUUAAUGUUCAUUAAAUCAAUAAGCAGCAAGAAAUAAACAAAUACUCAUCAGAUAUAUCUGAUCAUGAAAUAAAUACAGAGAAAACAUGGGCUCUUUAUUUAAUCCAGAACACAAAAUAAUAAAUAAAUGACUUGAUAAAUUAAUUAAAUUGCAUUCAUAAAUUAAUAUUUAUGUUUGAACACUUCUUUAUGUUUUUACCUUUGUAUUUAUUUAUUUUGUUCAUUUUAAAAUAUAUUAACAAAUUUAAAGUUGGGGGUUCAGAUGGAAAAUGUAAAGGGAAAAGAAUAAUUAAAUCAACAAAUAAAAAAAGGGGAAAGUAAAUAAAUGAAUAAAAAGGUAAAUAAUUGAAGAUGCAGAUAAAAACAUUUUAAUACAUUUAUUGAUGCCGAUAUUAAUUUGUCACAUUAUUUUAAAGCUUAUGAAUUAAUCUGUUGAGUCAUUUAUUUUUAAACUGUAUUUUUGUUUUGGCAGCUUCAUGUUUAAAACUUCUAUAAGAUAAUAAAUAAAAUCUUUGUUUCUUCUGGUUAUUAAUUUAUGAAAUAUUAAGCACUUGAAACUCGACCAGCAGCUGAAACUUUCAUAUGUUUCUGUAAACUCAUUUUAUAUCUCAGUGUUAUUGUUGUUUUAUAUUUUCUAUUAUUUGUUCAUGUUUUAUUAAACUGAUGUUUCAUUAAAAACUGAACAUGUUUUAUAA
This is a messenger RNA of Centropristis striata (black sea bass), 3196 nucleotides long. RefSeq names its product CXXC finger protein 1a (gene cxxc1a). Lineage: Eukaryota; Metazoa; Chordata; Actinopteri; Perciformes; Serranidae. Gene Ontology annotation, biological process: positive regulation of DNA-templated transcription. Gene Ontology annotation, cellular component: Set1C/COMPASS complex. Gene Ontology annotation, molecular function: DNA binding; zinc ion binding. The record is from RefSeq and is a predicted model, not a curated record. Bases 136 to 1992 code for a protein of 618 amino acids. The transcript has 14 exons.